Messenger RNA from Ricinus communis (castor bean), 969 nucleotides. RefSeq names its product expansin-like B1. Lineage: Eukaryota; Viridiplantae; Streptophyta; Magnoliopsida; Malpighiales; Euphorbiaceae. The record is from RefSeq and is a predicted model, not a curated record. Gene Ontology annotation, cellular component: extracellular region. The transcript has 5 exons. The coding region runs from base 75 to 845 and encodes 256 amino acids.
AGCCUCAUUCCCUUCUUGCACUACCUCCCCAUCUUCUUUAAUUAACAUCAUCUUAGCUCUCUUUGCAUCAUACGAUGGCUCCCUCUCUUUGGUCCCUUCUGCUCCUUUUGGCAACUCUUCUCUUUAUGCAGACUCUGGCAGAGGCUGCAACAUGUAGUGACUGUUUCAGUCAGUCACGAGCUGCUCACUACCCAAAUUCUGAUGACCAAGGAACAGUCUCUGGUGCGUGUGGAUUUGGUUCAUUUGGAGCAACAGUAAAUGGUGGGGAUGUCUCAGCUGCAUCUAAUCUCUACCGUGAUGGUGUCGGAUGUGGUGCUUGCUAUCAGGUGAGAUGCACCGAUAGUUACUAUUGCACAGACAAAGGAGUAAACGUUGUUAUAACUGACAGUGGCUCCAGUCAUGACACAGACUUUAUUCUCAGCAGACAAGCCUUUGGUCGGAUGGCUCAAACGGCAGACGCUGCUGCUUCUCUAUUAUCCCUUGGAGUAAUUGAUAUUGAAUACAGGCGUAUUUCAUGUAGCUAUCCGAACAAAAAUGUGACAGUCAAAAUUGAUGAGAGCAGCAACUACCCUCAUUAUUUGGCUUUUGUCUUGUGGUAUCAACAAGGAAAGAGGGAUAUUACUGCUGUGCAGCUGUGUGAGACUCAAAACUUUGUGUGCAAGCUCUUGGAUCGGAGUUAUGGUGCAGUAUGGACGACCACAUCUCCCCCAAGUGGACCAUUGUCGCUGAGGAUGCUGUUCAGUGGUGAUGAUGGGGAAGAGACAUGGGUUGUUCCUGUCAACGAUAUACCCAAUGACUGGAAAGCUGGAGAAACUUAUGAUACAGGAGUCCAAGUGAACGUAUAAUCAUCAUAUUUAUCUCUUGCUAUUUCAAGAUGUUUCAUUUUAUUUAUCUCUGUAUAUGCUUUCUCCGUCUCAGGAUGGGGACAAAGUUUAAUAGCAAAAGUUCAUGAAGGAGUGAUGAUUUCAA